GAACAAAACAAAUUCUGUACAUACGAACUGUUUUGUGAAUUUCCGCAUAUAACGACAUUAGUUAUCUUAUUUUAAAACAUCAUUGAAUUUCUAGUUCUUCAGUCUUUGAUAAAAUUUCACUACUGAAUAAUUGUUGUAACUGUAACUAACUAUAUUUAUAUUAUAUUAAAAUAAUAUUCUAAGUAUAAUAUAAUAAUACACUGUAACGUAAUACUCAUUCCGAGUAAUCUCCUCGGCCUCGGAGUAAUCUAGCUAGAAGUAGAAGUGUACUAACAAGGUUUUUUAAACCAAAACAAAACAACUUUUCUAUACUCUAUCUCUAAUUUAGUCUAAAAAAUCUAUAAAUGUAUAAUCCUCAGCCUGCCUACGGCUACGUGGACGUAAAACUAGAAUAGAUCUAGUACUUAACUACUUGAAAUUUUAUAUUAUAAAAUAAACUUGUUUGAAUUAUAUUAAAUGAAAUUAAUUAGGAGGCCUAUUAAAAUUAAUUAAAUUUAAAAUGACUAUGACAUUACAUAGUCACAUAGCAUUAUGACGAUGUUGCUAUUUUGUUGUACACUUGUAUUGUAGUCUGCAGUUGAAGGCUGACACUGAUGAAAAUGAAUAUUAUAUAUUAGUAUUAGUCUUACUUAUUAACUUAUUAGUCUAGUAUUAGCUUAUUUAAGUCUUCUGUCUUUUCAAUCAAAUUUAACAUUUUUUUUCUUUUGACUAAGGCAGUGGUUGGCAAACUCAUUAAUCAAAAGAGCCAAAAAUCAACAGCAGGAUGAUCAAACAUUUUUUAUAGAGAGCCAAAUUUCUUUUUAAGAACCUGUUAAGAACAAUGUUUUUUGUUGUCACUCAGGUCACUAAAGAGUUGCAUGCGGCUCGGAAUCUCGAUUUGCCGACCACUGGACUAAGGCAAUGUCAUUGAAAAGUGACUUACUAAGUGUCAUAUAUAUCUUCAAUAACACACCACAUUCUAUUCUAUUUUUAUUUUAUUUUGGCAGCGUACUUUGCUAACAGUCUGUAGUCUAAGUAAAACAUGUCAUUUUGCAGUUGGGCUAGUGCAGAGCACUACAGGGAUCAUUUUAAGAAAGGUUUUUAUUAAUAUUAUAAAUAUGGAUAAAAAAUAAUCAAAAUAAAUUUCUUAUUAAUUAUUAAGUUUAGCAGGCCAUACAUACAUGUUACUACCCUUUUUUAGUCUAAACACUGUACACAGAGGAAAAUAAUAACCUAAAUCCUAAUUCUUGUGUAUGCAUAACAUACUAUGUUGAAAAAUAUCUCCAAUUUUAAAUGGACUUAAACAGUCCUCUCACUUAGAUCAAGCUAACUCACAAUGUGGAUUUUAAAAAAGAAACAGUGUGAAUAUUUUUCUGGUGCUCAGUUCAGUAUUCAAAAAUAUCCCAGCUCAGUCUCAGAAUAAAUGUUAAAAGUAAAUGAAAUAAGUAAUUUCUAUAGGUCUACUCGCAAAAAAGCAGUUAAUUUUCCUGCACUGACAUUGCAUUGUAUAUUUGUUAAAAUAUCUAAUUUGAUGAAACUGGAAAGAUUAAAAAAAAAAUUCUUUAGGGAAAAGAAAAGGACAUGAAUAGGCAUCAGAGUGAAAAACCCAAAAUAAGUAAAAAGGCAGUUUCUCUCAAAGAAUCCCCAGGAAAAUGGAAAAAGAGGCUCACAAUGAACAUUUGGUGAGGGGAUGUAGACAAAAAGAUAGAGAAAAAGGAAAAAACGGAGUAAGCACAGUUGCUGGAGAGAGAGGCCCAAGAUAUAGAUUAUAGUUAAAGAUCAAAAUGAAUGACCUAGUAAUACUAGUAAUGCAAACAAAAAGUAGAACACUUUUAAUAAUAUGCCUAUAUAUUUUUUAAAAUUAAAUGCAGUUAGUACUGGAAAAACAUGCGAAAUAAGUAAUUAUUAGAGGCUUUGUUGAGUGAAGAAAGUUAAGUACAUGUAAAGAUACACCUAUGCAAGCAAAUAAAUUAAUUGUAAAUUAAGCUGAAGCUUAUUAAACUGCUAGGAAAUUUUAAAUCAUAUUAGCUAAAUGUUAAUUGUAAUUUAAAUCAAUAAUAUUCUUUUAGUUUUAGUUACUUAUACUUCAUUUCAAAUUUAUUUUAGGUAUCUAUGUGUGUGUAAAGUGUGGACAUGAGUUAUUUAGCAGUAGAUCAAAAUAUGAGCAUUCUUCACCAUGGCCAGCUUUCACUGAGACAGUUCAUCCUGACAGUGUUCACAAGAUUCCUGAAUCUCCUUCUGCAAUAAAGGUUUAAUUGUUUGAUAUUUUUAUAAGCAAACUGUAGUUAUUGGAUGCAGAACUUGAAUGAUAGCUGUUAAGAGAAUUAAUUAUUUCAUUCAUAUUAAAUCAUGGAGUAUAGAAAUAUAUUUUUAAAAAUUUAACUUCUGAGAUCAUGCUAGAUCAAUAUUUUAUGAUUAUCGCCAUCCAAAAACUAAAUGUAUAUUCUAAUGUACAACUUUAGAAUAUUCUUAACCAAAACCUUUCUAUCUACUGUAUACCAUCACAUACAUCACUAUUUUCACAUAAAUACUGAAAUUAACUAAUUACUUUUUGGAGUGACAAACAUGUUUGUAUUUGUAUGCACAAGAGUUUAAAAACUUUGGCUACAGUCUGAUGAAUCAUAAUAAUCAUAUUUUGAUUGAUCACUUAGAAUGUUUUAGAAUUGUUGAGCUAAUAAAUUAAAAUCUUUAAAAAAUAGCAAUGUAAGUGAUUGAAAACCUCACUCUUAUUUAUGUUUUAUUUAAAAUACCUAUGACAUUUGUCUCCCACUCAGUGGCAUAGCUAGGGUUGGUGUCACCCGGUGUGUUAAACUCAUGGUGUCACCCCACCCCCCUCCCCAAUUUCCAUGAUGUUUUUUUUCUUGUUAAAAUAAGUCCACAAUAUAACAAUAACAAGAAGAAAAACAAAUAAAUCGAAAGUCAUGAAGUUAAUAUAUUUAAAAACGUUAAGUUAUAGCUGUAUUUACUUUAAAUUUACAAUUUUCCUUUCCUUGUCUUCAAAGCUGCAAACCUGUCAAUCACUUGAUCAAAAUCAAUGUUUUUCACUGUAUGACUUUCAAUUGAUAGCAGAGCCACAUCAGAAAACCUUGACUGUCACAUGGUCGAUCAUAAAUAUUUCUUGAUAAGCCUUAGUUUUGAAAAGCUCUGCUCACAUGAAGCCACAUACACGCCUAUCGUAAGAAAAAUUAAAGGCUUAGCGAGAGUAUUGGAAGAGAUUCUAUGAAGUCCCAUUCAGCUUUGAAUUUCAAAACAUAAAAUAUUGACCAUUCCAUGACUUUGAGAAAUCAGCUGCUUUUAGAUGUCUUCUAAGCCUUGAUAUUUCUUUUUAAAGUUCAUCUUCUGAUAACUCAGCAUUGAAAGAAGUUAAUUUUGGAACGGACACCAAUUACUCUUCUUCACUUGCUGAUACUAGACUUUUGGGUUGAACAGCCCCAAACAUAUCUGGUACUUCCUUGAUCACUGAUGAUCUGAUGUGGAGUUCAGAAUGAAAGCGAUCAAUACACUCCAGCAUCUCCCUACUGUUUUCUUCUCCCUGAAAGAGUCCAACAUCUAUUAAUUAAUAGUUCUCCUGCCAUUCUCUUCUUAAAUCUUCAUCUUCUCUCUACCAAAAUUCCAUAUUGGUCUGAUUUUCAAAGUGCCUUUUGAAUAGCAUAUUCCACCAAAUGACAGUGCUUCUCGUGCAGAAACAAUCUUAAGGCCUCUAGGUUUGUCAAAACUUUGUCAAGAGUAAUCCCUUAAAUCUGCAGAUAGUGCUGAGUAAGAUUAACUUCCUCAAGUAGAUCAGCCCAAAGUUAAAGGUAGCAGAUAAACGUGAAAUCACAGACAACAUGUAAAAGAUCUUGUGCUUAAACUCUUGUAUGCAAAUUUUUACAAGGUGAUGACAUAGAGCUUUAAUCGACUUCCAAAAUUAAUCAAACAUAUCUUUCACUGUUUUAAGAGUAGCAUGAUCAGCACUCCAACGUGUUGUUGACUGUCUUUUCACCGACAUUCCAGUGUGUUCGAUUAGAACAUUCCAUCGAUUAUUGGAUGCAGCAAAGAAGGAAAAUAUUCUUUCAAGAGUACCCAAUAAUGUAAUACAUGAAGCAUGUUCUGCAAAAGAGUGUUGACCACACAAGUUAAGUGAAUGGCCCACACAUCCAUUAAAAAUUGCUUUCUUAUUAUUUCUUUUCCGAAUGGCUUGAACACCUCCAUGGAUUCCAUACAUUAGGGCAGCAAUAUCGUAACCCUGAGCUCUGAACAUCAGUAUGUCUAGUCCAUCACGCUUUAGUUUGUAAGAAUGUCAGAACUGAGGUCAUCAGAUUUUUUUCAAUCUUAAUAUGAAAAAUGCAAGGAACAUUCCUGUCUUUUCAACUUUCCCAUUGUGGAUUAUCACAUAUCUGAUCACUACAAACAUCUGGUCACCGUGUGAUAUAUCAGGUGUACUUUCGAAAAUAAUUCCAAAAUACCUCGCAGGCUUUUAUAUCCAUGAUAAGAAUCUCCUUCACAUGAUUUGCAAGGACACUUAUAAAUUAAUUUUGGGUUUCUGGUGAAAGGUAAGAUACCUUUUGGGUUUCGAUAUAUAAUAUUAUAUAUGUCUUCAAAAAACUUUUCUUUAUUUAAACUUAAAUAAAAAAGAAUUAAUCAUUAAAAGAUUGAAAAUUGUGUAAAAUAAUAUUUUUUUUAACCCUAUCAAUUGGUAAAAUUCAUUUUUAAUGUUUUUAAUUUUUACCAAUUUUUAUACUUAUAACCGCCCGACCACACUUAUUUGGUAUCAAUGGAAAGCCAUAUUUCUCAGAAUUUAGAUAAAUAUAGCCUCUUGUCACUUAAGGAAGUUACCGAACACUUUAAACGGCAUGGACUGUGUUUUUCUGAGCUAAACAUAGGGUCAUCACAUUUCUCAUCCAUCAACCUUGAACUUUUAAUAAAGCAUGCAUUUGGAUUGGUUACAUUUGUGAAAAAUGUAUGUGUGAUUGGUUAUCCUUUUAUGAAUCUCAGUUAGACCGAGAACUGUGUGCUAUGUAAAUAUGCAAUUUUUCAAUCGGGUGUCACCCCUAAAAUGGUGUCAUACCGGUGCGGUCCGUACCCCCUGCUCCCCCCUCGCUACGCCACUGCCCCCACUUUAUUAUGUAUAUAAAAAAAGAAAAGUUUCAACAAGAUUGUUCUAGGAUUUUUUUUUAUAAGUUAAAUAAGCCGGAAUAUACAUUUACAUUUUUGCAAAUUGGUUGAGUAGCCCUAUUUCUAAUAUUUGGAUAAUUUAUCUAAGUGAACUAAGUGAGUCAACUUUUUCAACAUUAGUCAUAGAAUUGAAAAAAAAAUCAAAACUUUUAGGAUUCAAAGGUACCGGUAUGAAAAUUGAAAAGCUGAUGCUUCAUAUUUAACCUGUUUGAAAGUUUUAAUCAUGACUAAUGGAAUCUUUACUGUUUCAUAGAAAACAAUCUCACCCAUUAGAAAAAUUUCAAUCUUAUAAGAAUAUGCAUAUUAACAGUAUCUUAGCUAGAAUUCCUAUUGUUUUUUUAUGUUUGACAAAAAAUGUAUCCAAACUAUAUUUUUUUAAAACUUAACAUUCUCAUGAAAAAGUGUAGCUGAUUUUAAACAAAUACAUUUUUCAGAUCAGUUUAUUAAGUUAUUAAAAUCAUGUUUUCAACAUAUGAAAAAAAUCUUAACAGGUUCACUGUGGCAAGUGUAAGCACAGUCUGGGUCAUGAGUUUGUAAGUGAUGGUCCUCGUAGUGGGCAAUCAAGAUUUUGAAUAUAUAGUUCGGCACUAAAAUUUGUGCCAAAAGGUAACUAAUGCAGAAAAGACUAGAAUUUGAUAAAGCUGUUUUAGACAUUUUUGCAACACAAAAUGAUCUCCAUAAAGUAUGUUUAAUGUAUAACAAUUAGUUAACAGUUAUUUAGUUAUCAUAGCUAACGCUACAGCUUAGAAUGGGUAACAGAAUACAUAUUUUUGUUACAAUCAUUUGCUAAAGUAAGUGUAAAUGUUUUAGCUAAAAAAUUAUAGUUUAAAUAUCUUCUAAUGUUAAUUGAAGUAUAAUUUUUAAUUGUUUAUGGAGACUAUUUAAAAAAUGUUUUUUAAAAAAAAAUAUGAUUUACAUUUUUCAACAGAUGUCCCUGACCAAAAAUUAGGGGAUCAGAAUUAGAAUUUAUGUAUUUGUAUUUCAAAAAUCAAACAGAAAUUUAAAAGGUUAAUAAAACAUAAAAUAUUAAUUAGGAACUUGAGUAUUUGGAUUUUGGCUCUUCCUGGAGUGGAUUAUAUGUUUCGUCGAUGUACAUCUGGAAGGAAGGGAAUCAUCACCACAGCCCCAUUUUGAGACAAUUACAUUAUUUUAAAAAUAUUGAUGUUCAGGAUCAAAGUUUUAAAACAAACCUACAUUUGUAACUUACAUAAAAACUUUAAUUAUUAUUUUCUUACAUAUGGAGCAUGGAUUUAUGAUUUUAAGGACCACACUUGGUCACAAAAUAGUUUGGAUAAUGCAAUUUCUAUUUUAAUUACUUAAACAUUGUAUUUUGUAUUAACUAAAAGUAAAAGUGAUUGUUAAUGAACUCUGCCUCAAACAUGACAUGUUCAGGUAACAGCCCUCAGGGGAAAACUUGAAUAUCGAAACUCAGAAGGUAUUGUUCAUUAGUUAUGUUCCCUUUUCACAGAUCAAAUGUUUAUUUAAAUUUCUUUAAAAAAAAAAAAUUUAAAGUAAAAAUUAAUUAAUUUUUUAAAAUUUUAAAGUGAUUUAUUUAUGAAAAUCCAAAAUGUAUUUUCAAAUGAUCAGCUUCAUCGUGUCCCAGACCUAUUAGCCUUGAUUAACUGUCUUACAUAUUUAAAUUAUCGUUAAACAAUUCUGUCCAAUUUUUUUUUUAAAAAUUCAUUUUUUUUCCCAAGGUAGAAAAUUGAAGGCAGACCUAGAAACAUUAUUUUGUAAGUUUUUUAACUGGCAUUGACCCUCAUCACAAGUAUUCAUGCAUUGAAAUGUUUGUUCAGUCAUUUAUAAUUGUUAUUUAUAGCAUAUUUUUACAUGCAUUGAGCUAUUCUAUUCAAUCAUCUGGAACAACUUUUAUUUGUUCGAGCUAGAAUUGAUCCAUUCUGUCAUUUUAAGGAUGUUUUCAGCCUCACCUUUCCAGAGAACCAUUCCAAAUGACGAUGAAUUGUAAAUGAUAUUAUAAAAAUGCAAUCAAAUUACUUAUCGCUUCAAUUUUUUUGAAACUAAUAUAUUUGGGGAGGUUUCAUACCUAAGAAUAAAGGCAACAAUUCACUAUAAUUUUAGAUGGAGAGUUCAUCUACUUUGCUAUUUUGAAAGUUAACUUGCAGUUGAAAAAUUUUAAAUUUUUACAAUUUAAAUAUUUUUAUAUCCCACCAUUCCGUACGUGAUAAUAGAAGUGACAUCUGAACAGCAUCAAUGGUGUAUAAUGUUAUCUCAUUGUUUGUGAAAUUUUAAAAUUUAAAUUCACAACUAUUUGAACUAUAAAUAGCACUGGUAAUAUUAGCUAACAUAAUGAGUAAAUGUUUUUUUCUAUCAUUGCACUGAAUAAACCACAUACAGAGAAAAAAAAUAGAUAGAAAUAUUGAGGUCUAUAGUUUUUAAUUGGAAACCACAAUGCUGCUAUUGGCACUUAUUAAUAGACCAUUCUUUAAGCCUUAUCUGAUCUGAAAGUAAAUAAUUGGGAACUUUGCAUUAAAGAUUUUAUACAAAUUUUGAUGAAUUAUAUAAUAAAAUAGCUUCAAUAUGGCAUUGAUCAUUAGUUGAUUGGUGCAAACAACUAGUGGGAUCGUUGGUCAUAAAUUAUUUGGUUAGUCAGAAAUUUGUUUUUCAUAAAUUAUUUACAAAUGGGUACUUCUCUGUGCUGCUAAUAAUGUAAGUUAAUUAAAUAAUUAGUAAAAUGGUUUCUCAUUUUAUUAAAAAUUAUAUUAUUUGUCCAAAUAUGUCAUUACCAUUUUUCAUACCGCCUCUAUUCACCAUGUUAACUCUCAGUGCUGCCACUAUUGACCAUCAUGUUGACACAAUACAAUGUCAGUUUUCAUGUAUUAACCCUUGGUACUGCCACUAUUGACCAUCAUGUUGACACAAUGUCAGUUUUCAUGUUUUAACCCUUGGUACUGCCACUAUUGACCAUCAUGUUGACACAAUGUCAGUUUUCAUGUUUUAACCCUUGGUACUGCCACUAUUGACCAUCAUGUUGACACAAUGUCAGUUUUCAUGUUUUAACCCUUGGUACUGCCACUAUUGACCAUCAUGUUGACACAAUGUCAGUUUUCAUGUUUUUACCCUUGGUACUGCCACUAUUGACCAUCAUGUUGACACAAUAUCAGUUUUCAUGUUUUUACCCUCAGCAGUUUUACUUUUAGGACAAUACUGUAUAUCCUUUAAAUAACCAACCAUACAUUUUCAAUAUAACUUUUAUAUCAGAAUCUCACUUUAAUUUAUGCUCAUUUAUUUGCUUACUGAUGUAAACAGUUGUGCAAUAACAUAUAUGUUUUCAAAAAAGCAACAAAUUAUCUUAUUAACUGAUAAUUGAAAAAUACCCCAAAUGUGUGGGCAUGCACUUGAAGUAGGUAGACUUUUACUCAACUCAACAUACUUUUGAUAAGUCAUUGUUUGUAACUGUUGAAUCAAAGAUUCUAAACCAGCUUCAACAUCAUAUUUAACUGCUGGCUCCUUUAAGUAAGAUAUUUCACUUUCGGGAUCUUACAAUUAUUUUAAUGCAAAUUUCACUUUUUAAACUUAAAUGCAGUGGUUCCAAAUCUUUUCUAUACUGUGUACCCCCACAAAUAAUUUGACUAGUCUUACAACUCAAAACAAUUGUCGUAGCAUGUAAAAGAACAGUGCAUUUUAAAAUUGAUAAAAAAACAAACAACUAGACUUUUAAUUUAUUCAUCCAAUUGCAAAUAGCACUGUGGAACUUGUGACUUUGUACAUAAAGGAAAAUGUUAAUGAAGAAAUAUUUACAAAUAUAAAACAUUUUAUCAUAAUUUAUAAGCUAAUGAAUUCUCUGUUCUUAAAUCCCCUUUCAACGGACCCCCUGAAAUGCCUUUUCACACCCUCUGAGGGUGCGAACAAACCAUCUUGGGAACCCCUGCUUUACUGAAUUCCAAAUACACAAUUUAAAAAUUUGACAUUUUCAAGGGUCUUAUAAGUUUUUAAUCCUUAUUGGACUCAGUUUAAACUUGUUCUUACUUGUUGGAUUAUUUCUUAUUAAAAUCUGAUUUAAAAAAUGACAGUUUUAAUAUAUAAAGAUGUAUUCCUGAACACAAUGAUAUCAGAGAAUUAAUUUAGGUAUAGCUAUAUAUUGGUAUUUUGUAUAAUUUAUACUUAUUUUCUGCAUUAACUGUUUUCCAUGUCCAGAAUGGAAUUUUCAAGCAACGUUUCUGACUUAGAAUCCUAAUCAACAUGUUGAUCGUUCUUGUCUGACUUUUGCUUAAAUUUAAAAAUCUAUAUUUAAUAACUAAAUGGCCAGCAACUUUGCUCUAUAUUUUAAGGUUGUGAAAGUUUAAAAAAUACCAUUCGCAUAUCUAACAUAUCAUGGGACAUCAGAUCACUAAAAACCCUAAUCAUCAUGCCUAUAUAUUUAUUGUGUCACAACCCCCACCUUCCCUGAAAUCAAUAUACCCUGACCUCCUUUUUAAAACCUUUCAGAAUGUCUUGCACUAGAGGUUUUUAUUCUGGUCUAUAUUUUUAAUUACUCAGAAUGUUUACUUUGAUAUUUCAUGUGGUUUUUGUGACUAAAUUAACCUGUUUCUUGACUCUAAUAAAAAAAUGUAUGGUUAUAUUGAUGUUGGCUGCUUCAUCUUAGUAAGCUUU
Lymnaea stagnalis (great pond snail) is the source of this 9744-nucleotide messenger RNA. Lineage: Eukaryota; Metazoa; Mollusca; Gastropoda; Lymnaeidae. The record is from the annotation of a GenBank genome assembly.